AUGGCAACAACAAUUCCUCCAAACCUAGCGUCAUCAGCAAAUGCACCAAAUAUAGAUUUUACAUCAUCGGAUAUAUCUACUUACGAGUCAGAGUCGGAUUCAGAUUACAAUUCAACAGAAGAUGAAAUAGGUUCAGAUUCAGAAGAUUCAUAUAAACUAACAGCACAAGAACAAUGGGAUGAAAGUUUGAAGCAAAUUACACUUUUGUUGAGUCUUGUUAUUUUCCCAUUGAUAGGGAAGUUGUUGGGGAGAAGGAUGAGUAAAUUUAUUUGGAGAAGAUUUGCUAAUUGGUGGUGGGUAUGA
This is a messenger RNA of Lodderomyces jiufengensis, 303 nucleotides long. RefSeq lists its product as uncharacterized. Gene Ontology annotation, cellular component: mitochondrial outer membrane. Bases 1 to 303 code for a protein of 100 amino acids. The record is from RefSeq and is a predicted model, not a curated record. Lineage: Eukaryota; Fungi; Ascomycota; Pichiomycetes; Serinales; Debaryomycetaceae. The transcript has a single exon. Gene Ontology annotation, biological process: mitochondrial outer membrane translocase complex assembly; protein insertion into mitochondrial outer membrane.